Caenorhabditis elegans is the source of this 608-nucleotide messenger RNA. The record is from the annotation of a RefSeq genome assembly. Lineage: Eukaryota; Metazoa; Nematoda; Chromadorea; Rhabditida; Rhabditidae.
GUUACAGUAAAUGUAAAAAUUGUGGCUAAUUUUACUUCUGCAACUAAAUCAUUUCCAAGCUAUACAAAAACUCCCAAUAAAAUUUUUAAAAAAAGCUCCACGCAAAACUCGAAGAUAACCACGGCCUAUCAAUUUUCAUUCUGCACAUCAGCGAAAACUCAGGCAGCAUUAGAAAAAUGUCUCAAUGCUUUUGAUGGCGUUGCUGCUUUCAAAAAUUCAACAAGUCUACAAAACCCGAAAAAAAUUGAACGAAUGAAUGGAUAUUGUUCCACAAUAGAGGCAAAUUUUCCAGUACUCAAAAGAUGUAUGGACUACGAUGCGAAAUCCGUUGAGAAGUUACUAUCCUUUUGCAGUUUUUACCAAUUUUUUGCAAGCAAAAUCUUCUGGAGAUGUGCUCUAAAAAUGAAGGACCAAUAUGGAAAAUGCUUCAAAAAGUCAAUGGAAACAGUUCUCGAUGUUAAUAUAGAAUCUUUCAUGAGUUGAAAUGCUCAAAACUUCAAUCUGUGAGCAGUUGCUCGAUGGAAGAAGUUCGGAACACGUGCAAUAUGAGGGCUUAUCAGCGAUAUCACAUGUUUUUGAAUUCUCGACUUCAAGCAUGGAUAUGUUAA